Messenger RNA from Cajanus cajan (pigeon pea), 1732 nucleotides. RefSeq names its product 5'-3' exonuclease family protein. Gene Ontology annotation, molecular function: DNA binding; 5'-flap endonuclease activity; 5'-3' exonuclease activity. The record is from RefSeq and is a predicted model, not a curated record. Lineage: Eukaryota; Viridiplantae; Streptophyta; Magnoliopsida; Fabales; Fabaceae. Gene Ontology annotation, biological process: DNA replication, Okazaki fragment processing.
AAUACCUCAUACUCGCUCGUAAAAGUGACGAAACCCCACUCUAGCCUUUAUUAAAAAGAAAAUUAAUCCUUUUUAGACAUUGCAUAUCGCAAGAGGCUAGCGACGCGACGGUAACCAUGUCCAUAACACUAUAGAGAAGAUGACAACACUAGAAAUGAGCGUGUUCGCCGGCGCUUACGUUCAGCCCCGCUUCCCUUGCAAGUGCAACCCAGCCUUUUCCGCAUCCUGCAAAACCCAAAAGACCGCAACUGCACUAACCUUACCCACUCCCAAUAAGACAGAGAAGGCCUUGUUCAGUGGGUCAUUUGAUCAAACACGUGGUGCGCAACCUCUCCCCGAAAAGAAGAAGAAGAAGAAUAAGAGAGUGUUCUUCUUAGACGUUAACCCGCUCUGUUACGAAGGAAGCAAGCCCAGCUUGCACUCUUUGGGGCGAUGGCUCUCUCUGUUUCUCUCCCAAGUCAGCCACACCGACCCUGUCAUUGCUGUGAUUGAUGGAGAAAGGGGCAGUGAGCAUCGCAGAAAGUUGCUACCUUCGUAUAAAGCACAUAGGAUAAAAUUCACGAGACACGUAUCAUCUUUGCAAAGAUUUUCAAGCGGCCAUGUUGGGAGGUCCCUUCAAGUUAUCAGUGAUGUUCUUGAAAAAUGCAAUGUGCCAGUUGUAAAAGUUGAUGGACACGAAGCUGAUGAUGUUGUAGCUACACUUGCUGGACAAGUUCUCAAUAAAGGGUUUCGAGUGGUUAUUGCCUCUCCUGAUAAGGAUUUUAAGCAACUUAUAUCUGAAGAUGUGCAAAUAGUUAUGCCUUUGCCAGAGUUACAAAGGUGGUCCUUCUACACCCUGAGGCACUACAGAGAUCAGUAUAAUUGUGACCCACAAUCUGAUCUUAGCCUUAGAUGUAUUGUAGGUGAUGAAGCGGAUGGUGUUCCUGGUAUCCAACAUCUGGUCCCUAGUUUUGGUCGGAAGACUGCUCUAAAACUUAUUAAAAAGCAUGGUUCAUUGGAAACUUUAUUAAAUGCAGCUGCAAUAAGGACUGUAGGCAAACCAUAUGCACAGGAUGCCCUUAAAAAUCAUGCUGAUUACCUACGGAGAAACUACGAAGUUCUUGCCUUGAAAAGGGAUGUAAAUGUCCAACUUAUUGAGGAGUGGUUGGUUAAGAGAGACAAUCUCAAUGAUAAAAAGGCAUUAUCUACCUUCUUCAAAUAUUUGGAAGAAAGUAAGGAGCUCACUUACAGAGGCAGGCCUACCCUUUAUAAUGGUUAAAUCCAUACAGGGAUGCUGUUGGUAUCGUGUUUGGUCACUAUAACAAGGAAGCUUGCUUUAGCUGUGUCAUCAGCAUUCACACAGUGCAAAGAGAGUUUUGCCUUUCACCACUUCCUAGAGCUUAUCAGUUGUUAUGCGACUUUGAUAACUUGAGACAAAUUUGAAGAUUUAUGAGCGACAACCUUAGACGUGACUUAAAAUUCACGGUUCAAGCCUUAUCAGCAAACUUGAAUUGGGUCAACCUUUUGCUGGUUCUUGUAGUUGCAUUACUUGGAAACAUUUCUCCAAGAUAUUUUUGAGGCAAUGAAUGAAAUCUGCAGUGGAUAUGAUUGUAAGAUAUUUACUAUAAAGCAAUCUCGAGGACUAUUAGAUGGAGGAAGACCUCACAUGUGACCAGUAAGCUGAUUGCUGAAUGCCAGAUUCAUGUGGCUGUGAUUAUUUUUGAAAAAUAAAAAAAUAAACUUUUUAAAGUUC